Molecule: messenger RNA, 696 nt
Organism: Cooperia oncophora
Lineage: Eukaryota; Metazoa; Nematoda; Chromadorea; Rhabditida; Trichostrongylidae
Source: the annotation of a GenBank genome assembly
AUGGGCUUUCUCUUUUCGAGAUUGAUCAGAAAUAUUGUCAUCGCCUACGUUAUAUUCAGUGGUGUUCAGUAUUUGCUUCGAUCAAAGUCCUACAGCAUUUCACCUAAAGAAUUCCGCAAUAUUGCAAGCAAAGCACAAGGCUCCGACAAUGUGGCUUCUGCUGUGAGUCGUAUUUCAACCGAUUUGCGCCGUGCUUACGGUCCAGUCAUCGCUGCGGAAACAUCUUGGCAAGCACUCAACUUGGGUCAUUUACCGCUGAAAGCGCUAUUCCUUCAUGCGUCCAUCACAGAAUUUAUUGCCAUCAUUGGCACGCCUUACCCAGUAUCGGGACGAGUCGGUAUGCACUGGUCGAAUAGCACUUGUACGGUUUUGACUGGAUCCGUGGGCCGUAUAACGGAUCUAGGCCAUAUGCCAAGCAAGGAAACUUUCAGUGCAGGAGGCAACUUCCGCCAUGGACAGUUUGAGUCUCAUAUUUACAAUUUUGGUCAAGACACAUACGUAGUUUGUUAUGGCCGUGGUCUCAUGCCUGUUUCUGGUCUUUGGGCUGCAACUGGUGCCCUCUCACAUGGUGAACCACUUUCGUUUGGUCGUCUGAUGUACACAUACGGUCACGAAGCAUUCAACCAGUUAAGUUUGUCACUUACCAACACUUUCAACUACUACAAAGCGAAAGCGACGGGAAAAACGGAAUUGUGA